Molecule: messenger RNA, 624 nt
Organism: Colletotrichum gloeosporioides
Lineage: Eukaryota; Fungi; Ascomycota; Sordariomycetes; Glomerellales; Glomerellaceae
Exons: 1
Coding region: 1-624 (207 amino acids)
Source: RefSeq, a predicted model, not a curated record
AUGACACAGGUCGAUCCAAAUCACUUUCGAAGGUCCUUGAUCACUAUUACAAGCACCAACGUCGAUUUGGUGGACCCGUCAUACCCUACAGGCAACAUUUGCACAGGUGGAACUCUUCAGGUCAAAGGUCGUCUCAAGCAUGCGGAAUGGGAUCUUAUUCCGAGCCACUGUGCAUAUGAAUCUCAGACAUACCAGGUUACCUGCGAAGGUUUCCUCGCAUCUCGCCACAGUUUGACGGAUAAAACGGAAAAGCCCGACUUAUGGACAGAUGUCGACACUUUGAGUCCAGGGUUGAACAAGCUGAAAAUUAGUCUGUUGCCCAUUGCAGUCUUCAUUGAGCGUCAAGAUGAUCCCGAAACGCCCGCCCCUGUCUUCGUGGAAGGUCUGGUGUUGACCCUGAAGGACCCAGCUGCACGAAAAUACGAGCGUGUAGGACGCUUCAGUGCAGCUGAAAGACUGGCAGCAUAUUUAUUCUUGGAUGGAUUGCCGAAAGAGAAGACCAAGACCUCUUCUGAACAUCAUCAGAAACGAAUAUGGGAAUAUCGUGGUAAAGUUGAAGGAUUCUCAUUUCAGGGAACGCGGAAAUGGACCAGAAUACCCGAAAGCGACAUCGUCAUCGUCUGA